AUGCUCGAUGCACUCAAGUUCUUCCUGUUCGUCAUCCUACUGCUGGUGACAAUCAUGCUCAAUCAACACGUCACGUCCAAACGUUCCGCCGAGCUUGAUCUCGAGCUGCUGUGGCAGAUACAGGAUACGAAGGCAUUGUACGUCGUACCGAAUCAAACGUUGCCGUCCGGCGUGUAUACGGCGCUGGAGCAGAGCAUGGUGAUAGGUUCACUGUUGGAGGAGUACAACGAUGUCAACACGAGCUGGGUAGGCGAGGAGGAUUGGAUCUACCGGACAAACCUAUCGUGUCUCGCAGAGGAGUAUCAGUACGUUUUGCUAACGUUUCACGGCGUGGACACAUUCGCUAGUGUGUACCUUGGUGAAAGACUUCUCGGCACUACCGAGAACAUGUUCGUCCGGUACCGGUACGACGUGAAGGAUCUAUGUGACGGAGAAACGAAGGAACUACGGCUUCAGUUCCGGUCGCCGGUCGUUGAAGCGCGUGAACGUGCCAAGGGUCGUGCACUGCCGAUUCUACCGACCUGUCCACCGAGCAUGUACCAUGGCCAAUGUCACGUGAAUCUGAUCCGCAAGAUGCAAGCCAGUUUCGCUUGGGACUGGGGUCUGGCGGCACCAUCGAUGGGUAUUUGGAAGCCGGUCCGUCUGGAGUACUACAGCUCGGCACUGAUCCGCGAUUUAACGGUGAACAUCAGCGAACAUCCGAAUACGGAUUGGACGGUGGAAGUAGGUGUGCAUAUCGAGACGGGACUCAGCAGCGUUCAACUCAACGGUCUGCUGUCGUUCAAGAUCAUUGGUGUACCGCUGGUAAAUGAAGGUGAGGAAACGUUGGCGGUUAUACAGCAAACCGACGAACAUGGAGAGCUGCUGGUGUUGCAUCAGUUAACCGUGCGCAAGGAUGCGGUGGAACGUUGGUGGCCGAACGGGUUCGGCAAACAGGCACUGUACAGCCUGUACGUGCGCUGGGAGGAUAAGACCGUGAAUGGUGUGAAGGCACUGAACCCGGACACAAUGAUCUCGGAAAAGGUGAUCCGUAUCGGGUUCCGGACGGUGGAGCUAAUGCAGGAUAUAAAAUCCGACGGAUUGAUGUUCUACUUCAAGGUUAACAAUGUGCCGAUCUUUGCCAAGGGUUCGAACUGGAUUCCCUCCUCGGUGCUACCGGAGCGUUCGUACGACGUCAACUAUGUGAAGUUCCUGCUGUACGCCGCUCGGGACGCACACAUGAAUAUGCUGCGCGUAUGGGGCGGUGGACUGUACGAGAGUGACCACUUCUACCGGAUGGCGGACGAGCUUGGUAUACUCAUCUGGCACGAUCUCAUGUUCGCCUGCUCGAUGUACCCGACCGAUGCAGACUUUCUGCGCACGGUCAAGGACGAGGUGCGGCAGAACGUGCGCCGCAUCCAGCACCAUCCGAGCGUUGCGGUGUGGGCAACGAACAACGAGAACGAGGUCGCGCUGCGGCAGGACUGGUACAAAACGAAAGCCAACUACUCCGCCUACUUAGACCAGUACGUCGAGCUGUACGUGCGUACGGUUUUGCCGACGGUAGAGCAGAACGAUCGAUGGCGCACGGUGCUGCUUUCUUCACCGUCGAACGGUAAACAGUCGAUGAAGGAGCCAUACAUCGCCGAAAACCCACAGGACCCACUGUAUGGCGAUGUGCAUUACUACAAUUACUUCCUGGAUGGUUGGAAUGCGGCACAGUAUCGGGGCGGACGGUUCGUAUCGGAGUACGGCUUUCAAUCGUUUCCCGCCUUCACCAGCUGGCCAGAAGCGCGCAGUUACGGCCCUGCCGAGCUGUCAAAGCUGAUCAACCAUCGCCAGCAUAGCCCGAACGGUAACCUGCCAAUUCUCGAGAUGAUCCGGUACAAUUUACCGCUGCCAACCGAUACGUCCACCGGAGAGUACUGGCCGGAACUGAUCUACCUCAGCCAGCUGUCCCAGGCGAUGAUCGUGAAGACGGAAACGGAGGUGUACCGUGCGCGCCGGCUCGAACACGGCACGAUGGGUGCGCUCUACUGGCAGCUGAACGACGUCUGGAUUGCACCGUCCUGGUCGUCGAUCGAGUACGGCGGCACGUUUAAGCUGCUGCACGUGUGGCUCCGGGACAUCUUCGCACCGGUGCAUCUGAUCGCGUUCGUGAACGAGCGCCGCUUGCUGGAGGUGGUCGCCGUCCGGGAUACACUAGCGCCCGCCGCCGAGCAGUGGGAUGUGGAGAUGCGCAUCCAUCGGUACGGCAGCUUCCGGCCAGUCGACCGCCAUUACGAGAGUGUCCGUGUACCGGCAAACUCGGUCGCGCUCGUUACCCGGUGGGACGUGUACGGGUAUCUUGCCAAGCGCGGUCUACAUCCCGCCGACCAUCUCGUGCUGCUGUACGCGUACCGUAACGUAACGGGCCAGCCGGGCAGCCACCAGCAGCCGACGAUACCGAAACCGAUCGCGGAAAACUUUGCCCUGCUCGAUAAGCUGAAGAACAUGCGGAAGGAGCAGCGGGUGCGGCCGACGAUCGCGGUGACGGUCGUGUCGUCAGUGUGCAACGAAGGGAACAAUCGGACGAGCGUUAGCCUGGAGGUGUCGGUCAGUGUGCCGGCACUGUUCGUCUACCUGCAGCUGACGCCGGAAAACAGCACGCUCAAGCAGUGUCAGUUUUCGCACAAUGGUUUCUUACAGUUUCAGCCAAUACGCACGGUGAAGUUGACGUGUGUCGACCCGGGCUGCCGCAAUAAGAUCCAGUCGCGGGACAUAACAGUCCGAACGGUGAAUGAGCUGCUGGUGCGCUGA
Molecule: messenger RNA, 2778 nt
Organism: Anopheles marshallii
Lineage: Eukaryota; Metazoa; Arthropoda; Insecta; Diptera; Culicidae
Gene: beta-Man
Product: beta-mannosidase
Exons: 7
Coding region: 1-2778 (925 amino acids)
Biological process (GO): glycoprotein catabolic process
Molecular function (GO): beta-mannosidase activity
Source: RefSeq, a predicted model, not a curated record